This is a messenger RNA of Naegleria fowleri, 699 nucleotides long. RefSeq lists its product as uncharacterized. NCBI's taxonomy places the organism in Eukaryota, Heterolobosea, Eutetramitea, Acrasida, Naegleriidae. The transcript has a single exon. Bases 1 to 699 code for a protein of 232 amino acids. The record is from RefSeq and is a predicted model, not a curated record.
AUGAACUCAUCAACACAGCUCGGGAAACUGGCUUUUGAUUUGUUUGCCAAAGUUUUAGAAUGCAAUCGGUCAAACGGAAAUAACGAUCUGGAAAUCAAACAUCAUAAUGAUGAAAUCUAUGAAGAUGACGAAUUUUUAUUGUUGUUUAAUAUUCACCAAAUUAAAACGAAAAUUCUUUUCCGAAGCCAAAGUGUUCAUCUACUGCUGGAUCUACUAUUUAAACAUCUUUUAAUGGAAAUUGAACAACAAGAUGAUCAAAAUUUACCAUGUUCUGACCAGGAACAAAAGAUUCAACAAUUGCUGGAUCAAUUGAUGGAAAUUUCUUGGACUCAGCUUCAUACAGGUCAUUGGUCCGAUGUGUGUCCAGAAUGGAGAAGCCUAUUUGGACUGAUCAGUUUAUUACAUGUUGCAUUUAAUAUUUACAAAAGAUCAGAGCAUAUUUUGAAUGGUAACAAAGAAUUGGACCCUCAAUUCAUGAAACAAUUGUUGAAAAAGUGUGAUGAAGGCCUAAUGAUGGGAGAUGACACCUAUCGCCAAUAUAUUCAUAAUUUUGCAGACUCAAUUCAUGAUUUUUUGAUUGAAAAACUGGGAAUUCCUCCUUUAACAUGUGGAAAUGAUAAAAACAAAGAUGAUGAGAUGGAAAAUGAAGAGAACACUUCUUCCAAAAAAAGAAAAAAAGAAAACUAUCACAAGAUUUAA